Messenger RNA from Macadamia integrifolia, 1134 nucleotides. Its product is annotated as tryptophan synthase alpha chain-like. Gene Ontology annotation, cellular component: cytosol; chloroplast. The record is from RefSeq and is a predicted model, not a curated record. Gene Ontology annotation, molecular function: tryptophan synthase activity. The transcript is spliced from 9 exons. Lineage: Eukaryota; Viridiplantae; Streptophyta; Magnoliopsida; Proteales; Proteaceae. Gene Ontology annotation, biological process: L-tryptophan biosynthetic process. Bases 79 to 1011 code for a protein of 310 amino acids.
AAAAAAUACAAAAAACAGAAAAACCCCAUUUUACUCCUCGCGGACACAGACAAGUUUCUUUGAAGAGUGGAAUCAGGAAUGGCUAUUGCUCUGCAAUCAACCCGUUUUCUACAAACCAAGAAAUUCCAGAACCAUUGUCUUAGGCUACGGAGUCGGAGUUUCACAGUCUCUUUCAAGUCUCGUAAUAUGAUGGCUACCCUCAGUAUUGCACCGGCUCGUGGAUUAUCUGAGACGUUCUCUAAUCUGAAACAGCAAGGAAAGGUGGCUCUUAUCCCAUUCGUCACGGCUGGUGAUCCUGAUUUAUCAACAACCGCUGAAGCUUUGAAAGUGCUUGAUUCCUGUGGAUCAGACAUAAUCGAAGUGGGUGUACCAUACUCUGAUCCUUUGGCGGAUGGCCCAGUUAUCCAGGCUGCUGCUACACGUGCUUUAGCAAAAGGGACCGAUUUUAAUUCGAUCAUCUCCAUGUUAAAGGGGGUUGUCCCACAAUUAUCUUGUCCAAUUGCGUUAUUUACCUAUUACAAUCCAAUACUCAAGCGUGGCACUGAGAAGUUCAUGUCAAUUGUAAAAGAUGCCGGAGUGCGUGGGCUUGUGGUUCCGGAUGUUCCUCUGGAGGAGACUGAAAUCUUGAGGAUAGAGGCAGCUAAGAACAAUAUUGAAUUAGUGCUGCUGACGACACCGACUACUCCAACAGAUCGAAUGGCAGAUAUUGUUGAAGCUUCAGGAGGAUUUGUUUACCUUGUGAGCUCGGUUGGAGUUACUGGAGCCCGUUCAUCUGUAAGCGGUCAUGUGCAAUCUCUUCUACAAGAAAUUAAGGAGAAAACAGAUAAACCAGUGGCAGUUGGAUUUGGCAUAUCAAAACCGGAGCAAGUUAAACAGAUAGCAGGAUGGGGUGCUGAUGGUGUGAUUGUUGGUAGUGCCAUGGUGAAAUUGCUGGGUGAAGCUAAAUCUCCCGAGGAUGGAUUGAAAGAGCUAGAAACAUUCACCAAGUCCCUAAAGGCUGCACUCCUUUAAGAACAGUUUUGUAUGACAUUUUCAAGUGUGUAAUUGGAUUCAUUCAAGUAUCUUUAAUAUCAUCCCAACUUCAACAUUAUCUCCAUUUUUUCUAAUAUUGAAUGAAUCUCUGCUUGCAUGGUA